GCAUGCUUGCUCAAGCGGAUCAACAGGCGAUGAGAGGCGAGGGAGGCGGAGUAUUAAAAAAAGCUGCCUGUCUUUUGAUGACCACCGAUCUCGCCUUCCUCCUCUUCUCCAGUUCCCUUCCUUCCCUCCCCCCACCCGCCGCCGUUCCGCUCCGCCGCGUCGCCAGCUCUUCUAUUCCCAACCCAUCCGUGGCCAUGGCGGACGCAGAGAUGCAGCCGCAGAAGCGGGCCCUGCGGACCCAGAUCCGGAGAGCGCUCAAAGCUGUCUCCCCUGCUCAGAGAGCCCAAGAAGAUUCAGCAAUUCAAAAUUUUGUACUUGAUUCUUCUUGGUUUCAGUCUAGUAAAGGGUUAUGUGCUUACUUAAGUUGUGAGACACUUCGUGAAGUUGAUACAUCAAGAAUUAUAGCAGAAGUUCUGAAGAUGUCAGAUGCUGAACUUGACAUGCAGAUAAAGAAAAGCCUAUAUGUUCCAAGGGUGGAGGAUAAAAAUAGCCAUAUGAGGAUGCUCAAAAUCUCAACUAUUAAUGACUUGGUAGCAAAUUCAAUGAAUAUAUUGGAACCAUCGCCUAUUGAUGCUGCUCAAAAUGCACGUGAAGAUGUUAUGCUGGCAAAUCAACCAGUUGAUCUCUUACUUUUACCUGGACUUGCAUUUGAUAGACAAGGAAGACGUCUAGGUCGUGGUGGAGGUUACUAUGAUGUUUUCCUGAAGAAAUAUGAAGAGCUCGCUAAUCAGCGAAAAUGGAAACAGCCACUUCGAGUUGCACUUGCAUACUCCGUGCAAAUUCUCGAGGAGAAUGUGAUACCAAUGUCCCCGACCGACAUUCCAGUCGAUGCCCUUGUUACAGCAAAUGGUGUGAUUGCAAUCAGCUCUUCUGCGAGGGAGAGGUUGUAACUAAAUUACCUAAACAAAUUUGUGUGUUUCUUUCUCAUUAGCUUAAUCUUCUGCUGUGUAUCAAACAUACACCAAUUUAGUUUCCCGCUGUUACAAUUAAUUUAAGAAGCUAGUUUAGGACUGAUAAUAAGA
Messenger RNA from Zingiber officinale, 1022 nucleotides. Its product is annotated as 5-formyltetrahydrofolate cyclo-ligase, mitochondrial-like. The transcript has 7 exons. The record is from RefSeq and is a predicted model, not a curated record. Gene Ontology annotation, molecular function: 5-formyltetrahydrofolate cyclo-ligase activity. The coding region runs from base 3 to 890 and encodes 295 amino acids. Lineage: Eukaryota; Viridiplantae; Streptophyta; Magnoliopsida; Zingiberales; Zingiberaceae. Gene Ontology annotation, cellular component: mitochondrion. Gene Ontology annotation, biological process: tetrahydrofolate interconversion; folic acid-containing compound biosynthetic process.